Molecule: messenger RNA, 2791 nt
Organism: Microplitis demolitor
Lineage: Eukaryota; Metazoa; Arthropoda; Insecta; Hymenoptera; Braconidae
Gene: axed
Product: BTB/POZ domain-containing protein 6-A
Exons: 6
Coding region: 847-2094 (415 amino acids)
Biological process (GO): neurogenesis
Cellular component (GO): cytosol
Molecular function (GO): protein binding
Source: RefSeq, a predicted model, not a curated record
AAACUUUUUAUGACGGGAGUGUCAGUUUGCUAAAUGCGACAAACAAAACUUAAUAGUGUUAAGAAGUAAUAUUUGAGUUUGGACCUUUGGUCUACACUAUAUGUUUACAUAUAUAUAAAUACACUAGACUCAUUAUAUUUUUGACUUUUAUUUUUUCAUGAACACUUUACUUUAUAGUGUGUUUCUCUAUUUUCACUCUCUUUGAGUGACAUUACAUUAAUAAAAGUCAGUCCCUGGAAUGCAUUCCUUUAUAUUUCUCAUGAGUUCACCCGCUUCAAUGGUCCUUACGGAUUGUUUUGUAAACAAACGGAUAAACCUCGACUGGAUGACGGAAUGCGUCAAUGUUCAUCGACAACGAUCCGAGUUACUGACUCAUAUAUAUGUCGUAUAGAGAGAGAAGUCAGAGGGAAAAGACCAUAUCGUACCAGAUCGACACAUGAUUUCUCGUAGUUGAAAGAGAGCACUCGACCAAGAGAAUGCCGUGUAUUCAUUACUUCUUGCCUAAGCAGAAAUAAAUAUCGUAUUGAAUCUCAUUGUUUAUUUUUACGAAGUUUAUGGGUAAAAUUGUUGUAUUUUUGGUGCGCAAACUUUGUUGUUUUAGCAAAAUGUGCGAAGUUGAUUUUAAUUAUAGUGUAAAUUUGAAUUUGUAUUUUAUCAGUUGGUAUAUCUCAGUGUGUAUACAACUUGUCGCUGAUUCAGCCGAUACCAAGUAACGCGACAUGUUUUACUGGCGCUCAGCGAAAUCAAUAGAUAGAAGAAAGUAUUUUAAGCAACGCACUGAAUAAAACGUUAUCGAUAAUCGCGACUAUAUAUGAGGAUUGCCAAGUAAAAGUUAAAAAAUCAAUAAUGAUGAUUCAUUUUAUUAAUCCAUUUAAAUUUAUAGCCAUUGGAGAUAAUUCAGAAUGUCAACGACAAUCUACAUACAUAUUUAGGCCACUCAAACGGUUUUUUUUUAAAACCAUAGUACCGCCGAUUACUGGGGACGGUCUAAAGAGCAUGUCCCAGGUUCCAUUAAUAACUGAAGACCAAACUACUAAUGGGGAAAAUGAUCCUCACAAUAAAGUCAUAUUGGAAGUUGGUUUACCUGGAGACACCUGGAAGUACUGCGUAGAUCGGCAAACUUUAGCAGACAAGUCAGAAUGGUUUCGCGCUUUACUUAUGGGGGAAAUGGCUCCUCCUCCAAGCAACCCACCCCCAAUUAUUUGUUUACAGCACGUAGAAAAACGUGCUUUUGAUCAUCUCUUCAAAUAUUUUCGCGAGGAACCAAUAAACUUUCAUUCUGUUUUAACUGCACGAGCAACUUUGGAUGCUGCUCAUUACUACUUAUGUCCAGAACUCGCAGUAAUAGCCGUUGAAUAUAUUAUCAAAAAUUUAAACUCAUCAACAGUUCUCAAUGUUUAUCACGGACUCAGUCUUUACGCUUUAACUGAUGUUGACGUAAAUGAACAAAUCCCAUCUGCGCCACCCGAAAAUGAUGCUGCUGAAAUUGCUGUAGCAUGCACUAAACUCCUUAUGGCCUGCCUGGCAGUAAUUGAUUCCGCACCGGAUCAAGUGCUACGUCAAGAAGGCUUUGAAGAAUUGACUGUUGAGGAAAUCGCAAGUCUCGCUUCUAGAGAUGACCUCAGACUUGCCAAAGAAAGCGUUCUGUUCGGAGCACUUGAGAAGUGGGCAGCAUCUGAAUGUAGGAGACGUGGCAUCGAGCCAACGUCUCACAAUAAACGUUCAGCGCUUUCUGAUGAAAUUUGGUACAGUGUAAGAUAUCUUCUUAUGAAUGAUCAAGAAUUUAUUCAAGGUCCGAUGGCCAGUGGAAUUUUGUCAAGUGAAGAAUCAGCUGCAAUCGUGGCCAAAAUUCUUGGGCACAGUAACCAGCAGGAUAAUGAUCAAUUAGCACGAUGUAUUGCACCGUACAGACUAUCGACGACACCUCGUCGACGGAAAACACCCACCAAAACUAAGUCUGGCAUGAAGCCUGGUAAAAAAGAACGUGAAGAUAAUAAAAAAAAUAGAAGAAAAGAGUGUACUAGUCAAGGUCAGCGAGCUUGCGCUCGCGUGGGAGAUUUGGUUGUUCGAGUUCUCGCUUGUGUUUUCGACUGAUGUGAGACCCACAGAGACUAUUAGGUUUAUUUAAAUUAUAUUUUUAUUUCAGCUUUUAGUAUUUUUAUUACUUAAAACUUAACGUGAUAUCAGACUGACAAUUUUUAUUUUAUUUUUAUUUUUUGUUACUGAAAAGAUACAAAAGAUCCUCUUGAUCUCAAAUAAUUAUUUAAAUAGUAAUAGAGAAAAAUCGUGUUGAUUUAUUUGAAUAAUUUAAAUUUUAUAUGGCUAAAUAUAUUAAUUAGUUUUUGUAUAGAAUCUGUGACAUCUAUCAGUAAUUUGUUGUAUGCGAUACGCUGUAAAAAAUUUGCGAAAUGAAUUCGGAGAAUUUUCUCCCUCGGGAUGAAAUUAAUUCCGGGGAGUUUAAUUUUAAAUUUUAAAUUCGGUUCAGAGUGAAAUUGACUUAAAAAAAAAAUUGUUUUAAUAUCAAAACUCUAGAUCAAAGUGAAUUCGGAUUGAAAUAAACUCCAGAUCACUUUGAAUUCACUCAAAAUUUUUUACAGUGUAUUAAAAAAUUUAAAAUCAAUUGAUUUCAAGUCCUGAGUGACGAGUAUAGUAAAUGUUGUGUAUUUAAUGUUGAUGUUAUAUGCGUUUUAAAUGUUUCAAUUAUAUUGUGAAAUUGUUUUGCAUGAAAAUUAUGUCAAGAAAAAAAAAAUUAUUAGAAAAUUUUUUUCAAAGUUAUAUGGCUGGUCCAAAA